AUGGAACAGCGAUCGACAGAUCGAUCACCAUCACCGACAGCGGAAGAACUCGCAGUCUGGGAGAAACAACUCCUAGACGACCCCGAUGAGGAGAUGACAGAUAUCACCCUCAAUAGCGACGCGAACAACGAAGAAAUUCCAGUGGAGCAAUUCCAAGAAUUAGCAGUAAGCGUCCCGCAAACAAGAAAAGCGGAGGAAUCAAAUGUACCUAUGAAUCAACACGAAGGUACACCUCCGAAACCGAACGACAAACUCGGACGGUUUGAGGACAAAUUCAGGUCCAUGAGCGAGGUAGCCGAAUUCUUGACUAACAAGUCAACGGCAGAACUCAAAGCAUCAAUCCGAGGCAUGAAAAUCAGCUCGGGUGUGCGAAUAAUUCGCGCAGAACUCCAGCGGAGACAACGUGUAAUCUACCGCUACACCAAACUCAAUGACCUAACAGUCUACGAGUUGAGAGACAAACAGUCUAAGAAAGACAUAUCAGACAACGAAAUGAUGCUUGGCUACGAAAUCAGCAAAAAUCGAAGAUCUCAAUCACCAGACCCAACAACCGAAGAAUCAAGAUUUCGCGAAUGCAUGGAACAAGCAUAUACGGAGAGCAAAAGAAGAUAUGUACACAGACGGAAGCAUAGAUUACCAUCACCACGCUUUCGUCAACAAAAUGGUGAAUUCAUCAGAAUUGAACCAACACAACAUCCAUGGAAGAAAAAGAAAUCAUCGGACCAACAUCACGCCAAAGCGCCCGAUCACAAAGGAUUCGCAAAGACCGUGCGAUUCCAAGCCACCUGCCGGGCUCAAGCGAAGAGAAGUUGCCGCGAACCACCGAAAUAA
Caenorhabditis angaria is the source of this 831-nucleotide messenger RNA. NCBI's taxonomy places the organism in Eukaryota, Metazoa, Nematoda, Chromadorea, Rhabditida, Rhabditidae. The record is from the annotation of a GenBank genome assembly.